ACUGUAACCACAACGUUCGGCAGUAACUCCGAGUUGUGGCGACUCUGGUAAACUCUGCUUUGUUUUUUGACAAAUGCUGAUUCUAUAAAAGCGGAUUUCGUUGUAGCUCGUUGUUGUCUUUCUUAUUCACGAAUAUUUUGUUGGCUGCAGCCCCUUGAUUAAUAGCUCGAAGAUGAUGGAAGUCGACACUCACUCGCCAUCCACAAGGAUGACACGCUCCUUCAACUAUUCACUGAAGAGGUCCCGCUCUCCUGGCUCCCCAAGCCAAGAACGCCAGCCAAAACGUUCAUCACUUGCUUUACAGGAUACGUAUCUGAGUCGACGAGCAUCUUCCAGUGUAUUUUCUACCAACCAAAACUCGAGCAAUCAUCAUCAACCAAGCCCAGAUGAUUGGGUGAGGCAAGCUAGCGACCUCUCUAUCGGACGCCCGAAUAGUGUCGAUCCUGUUCCUUUGCCAAGUGUGACUGGUGAUGUACAGGAUGAGAACAUGGCACUCGACCCAGAUGAACAUCUAAAGUCUUGCUCCUCGGUGCUUGUCUUUUCGCCACCACGGCUACUACAGCCAUCACGGGCACACCCUACAAACACGCAAUUAAACGCAUCACAAGCGUACAUUGGUCCUCCUCAGCGCCCAUCUCAAAUCGUCGUCGGACUGGCAGAUGGGCAGCCAUUAACACCAAGCUUAAUCAUGACACAUCAGCAACAGCCUUCUUCGGUAUACGUGCAACCUGGUAUAUCGUCGGACGGAUCAUCAAACCAGCAGGAAUUACAGUCGGUCCCAACUCAAAGCCAUGACUUUUUCCAGACUACAUCAUCUGAAAUACCAAUUCCACCGCCACUUCCGAUCAGCCAAUCUCCAGGACCUAAGUCAACCUCAGGGAGAAAGCAGCGCUUUACGAUGGGGCCACGUGCAGACUGCCUGAAAUGCAGAACGGGCGAAAAGGGGCACUGGAUGCAUUUCGACUAGACAUUGGAGUAGCAACCUUACUUAAUCUUAGAACUAUAAUACUUUACAGGUGAUAGCUAACUUGUGCAGCCUACAUCACAUUCAUGUUGUCUUGGUCUUCAGGAUCCUGGACGAGGGCCCAAAAUCAUAGUGUUUUGCUUUGUUUACCGAAGCCGUUGGAUUUAAACAUGUCAUAACAACC
Messenger RNA from Suillus subaureus, 1148 nucleotides. RefSeq lists its product as uncharacterized. The transcript has 3 exons. NCBI's taxonomy places the organism in Eukaryota, Fungi, Basidiomycota, Agaricomycetes, Boletales, Suillaceae. The record is from RefSeq and is a predicted model, not a curated record. Bases 173 to 967 code for a protein of 264 amino acids.